CCUCAAACAAUGCCGAUAGAGACAAUAGUUCCGCAACAACAACAGCAUGUUGUGGUGCGGACCAGAGAGCUCAGAUAAGCUUGUCAGACAGUACCUGGGCACCGGACCAAGCGCCAGAACCAAGAUGCUCAAAAACUGGGGUGUCAUUGGUGGUGUUGCAGCAGCCAUUGCAGCUGGUGCCUACGUUUUGUGGGGCCCAAUCACAGAGCGAAAAAAGAGAAAGAGAGGCAUGGUUCCUGGUCUGUUGAACUUGGGCAACACUUGCUUCCUGAACUCGUUGCUUCAAGGUCUGGCAGCAUGCCCGUCGUUCAUCCGGUGGCUGGAAAGGUUUUCCAACUCACCCGCCAUCCAGUCGCACAAAGAAAACAAAUUGUCCACAACACUUCUCCAGCUUCUCAAAGCUCUGUCCAAUAAUGAGCCUGGAGAUGAAGAUGUGCUGGAUGCAGGAUCCUUGCUGGAUGUUCUCGGACUGUACCGGUGGCACAUCAGUUCAUUUGAAGAGCAGGAUGCCCAUGAACUCUUUCAUGUUCUAACAUCAUCUCUCGAAGAGGAGAGGGACCACCAGCCAAAAGUAACACCCUUGUUUGAUAUGCAGUCUCUUGAGAGUCUUCCCAAUCAAGAUGAGAGAACAAAGACUUGCAGAAGUCGAGCCCCUCUGCACCCAAUUCCAAACCCUUGGAAGUUCCAGCAUCCUUUCCAUGGCCGUUUAACGAGUAACAUGUUGUGCAAGCGCUGUGAGCAUCAGAGUCCGGUGCGAUAUGAUUCCUUUGAAAGCCUUUCAUUAUCAAUCCCUUUGCCUCAGUGGGGUCGACCGGUCUCUCUGGAUCAGUGUCUACAGCAUUUCAUCUCCUCCGAGACUAUCAAAGAAGUGGAGUGUGAAAAUUGCACCCAGCUUCAACGUGGGACCAGAAUUAAUGGACAGCUUCUGGAAAGUCAGCGGACAACGUUUGUAAAGCAGCUUAAAUUGGGAAAGCUGCCCCAGUGCCUUUGCAUCCAUCUGCAAAGACUCACAUGGUCCAGCGAAGGAACCCCAAUUAAACGACAAGAGCACGUUCAGUUCACGGAGUAUCUAUGUAUGGACCGCUACAAACACAACGCCUCCAUACAGACGAGUUUGCGCGCUAAAUGUGCAAGGAAGCACCAAAAGGGAGAAAAUUCCAGCAAGAAUGCGGAAAGGCCUACUGCGAAUGGCACAGACGCAGAGCAUCAUAACAACAACAAACCCUUUGCAAAUGGAAACUGUUCAUCGCUCUGUUUACAUUCUACUUGCGGGACCACUCAGCUCGGCCUUACUUAUGACUACCGAUCCAACGAGUACCUUUUCCAACUCACGGCUGUGCUGGUUCACCAUGGUGACAUGCACUCAGGGCAUUUUGUAACAUACAGACGCAGCCCUUCCCCGCCUUGCAGUUCCUCGCCGUAUACCUCUCAGUGGCUCUGGGUGUCCGACGACUCGGUUCGCAAAGCCAGCCUGCACGAGGCGCUCUCCUCCAACGCCUAUAUGCUCUUCUACGAGAGAGUCCAGAAGCAGAGCGCCCCGUCGCAUUCACAGGAGUAAGUGCUGGCUCAGAGGCUAAAUUCAUUUUGCUGCCUUUCCAGUCAUACUCACACAAAUGGAUGCGCCCAAUUUUAGCACGGUUGAUGGAGUUGACAAGAGCAUCAUUUGACUGUAGGGUAUUUUGUGUGUUUGUGCGCGGAUCACGCAACAACUUGCCGUCAUGGGAUGUUGCUGCUUUAUCCAAAGUGGGAGAUUCCAGUUCCAAAGACUGGACAUUACUUCAAGUAUUUGGUUUGUAAAGGAAAUUUAACUGGGAAAUGUGAUAGUACAGUACAUUCCUGGUUCAAAGUUGAAUACGUUCAUGUAUGACAAAUUUACUCUUGAUGUUUUAAGAACUCAAUUUGAAUGAAGGUUGGAACUCGAUCAGAAUUUGAUGAUUCUGACUCCAUGACACUAAUGGAAAUCAUUCCCGGUGAUUUUGCAAUGUAUGUAGACAUCUUGUGUAAAUUAUGCAGUUAUUUGGAUCUGUUUGUUAUUGUCGUAAAUAAUGACUAUUUUCAUACUAUAGCUGCGCAUUUGAAGUUAAAGUGCCAUGUUGUGUGAAAUUUUUAAUAUGAAGCCAUAUGUGUGUGUGACAGUUGUUUUACUCUGUAAAUAUUUGAAGGAUUAUUUGGUGGCCAAAUUCAACUUUGUCACAAGAGGAGCUGUAACAGAUAAGUCCAAAUAGUGGCUUCUCUUCAAGUUAUCCUCAAUAUUUUUUUAACCCUAUUACUUGUAACUGCCACUUUCCUUCCAAACCAGUUGAGAACCAAGGAUGUGGAGCAGAUGCCUAUUGUUAAUAAUUACAAUUUGCACUUUAGUACAAUAUAUUUGUGUGAAAUGUUUGUGUGCAAUCUCUAUAACUAACUGUUUUCUGAUAUUAAAAAAAAAAAAAGAAUAAAGUAAAUGUAGUUUUA
This is a messenger RNA of Syngnathus typhle (broad-nosed pipefish), 2454 nucleotides long. RefSeq names its product ubiquitin specific peptidase 30 (gene usp30). The transcript has 13 exons. Gene Ontology annotation, biological process: protein deubiquitination. Lineage: Eukaryota; Metazoa; Chordata; Actinopteri; Syngnathiformes; Syngnathidae. Bases 47 to 1558 code for a protein of 503 amino acids. Gene Ontology annotation, cellular component: cytosol; nucleus. Gene Ontology annotation, molecular function: cysteine-type endopeptidase activity; cysteine-type deubiquitinase activity. The record is from RefSeq and is a predicted model, not a curated record.